Molecule: messenger RNA, 1125 nt
Organism: Drosophila elegans
Lineage: Eukaryota; Metazoa; Arthropoda; Insecta; Diptera; Drosophilidae
Product: CLIP domain-containing serine protease B15-like
Exons: 4
Coding region: 29-901 (290 amino acids)
Biological process (GO): proteolysis
Molecular function (GO): serine-type endopeptidase activity
Source: RefSeq, a predicted model, not a curated record
CAAAAAUCAGUGAUUCUCUUAGUUGAGAAUGAUGGCAGCACUGCUUUCGUUUGCUUUUUUCGCGUUGCUGCUCUGCCAUGAGUGUUUGGCGCAGCUCAUGGAAGAGAUCUGUGAAGGGCAUGCAGAUUUUGGCCCAAAGAUAGUCAAUGGCACAAACGCCCGGCCAUUCGAUACUGCUUGGAUGGCGAGCUUAUAUAAUAUAAGUCAUAAUACUAACGAGUUUAUUUGCGGGGGAUCGCUUAUUCACAAACGCUUUGUCUUAACAGCGGCUCACUGUUCACUGCGACAGGAAAAAUUACUGGUGCGCAUGGGGGAAAGUGACAGAUCAUGUCCGGCUUGGAAGUGCCGCGGCUUGAAAGAGUACGAUGUGAUCGAGGCCAUACCCCAUCCUCAAUUUAAUAUAUCAGGUCGGUUUGAGAACGAUAUAGGCUUACUGAAACUGCAAACUGAAGUAACGUUCAAUGACCACAUACGGCCGAUUUGCUUUAUUUUGGAUGAAGCUGUUCAUGCCGAGCGGAUCCAAAGAUUUAGGGCCUUCGGCUGGGGGGCAACGCUACAAAAUGUGCAAAGCUCUAAGCUCCAGACCAUUAAAUUGACCCGGAAAAACUCGAAAAAUUGCCUCAAAAAUUAUAACAUUCCAGACGCGAACGAUCAGCAAAUUUGCGCCGGAAAUGAUUUUGGAGACACCUGCAUUGGCGACUCUGGCGGUCCGCUUGCGUCCGACUUUAUUUACAGAGGAAAAACUAGCUUCGUUCUAUUUGGGAUCGUGAGUUAUGGUGGCCGGUUUUGUAAUCUCAAUGCUGCCGUCUACACAAACGCUAUGAGCUACAAGGAUUGGGUAGCUGACAACGUGGCUCCAUACGACAUCCGUAUCGCUGAAAUCGUAAACUCUCGUAAUUAAAAACAAUGUAAAUGAAAUGAACUUGUAUACACAUUUAAAAAAACUAUCUGUCGAACACGGUUUGUUGUAUCUGUCUCCUGAUACCAAAUCGCUUUCUUUAUUUCUAAUUUGUUAACAAUGUAAAGAGUAUCAGAAAGUUGAGAUACUCAAUGUUUUUUAAUAGACACUGAAGCAAUAAAGACUUUUUGAUAAGCUGGCCUCUCCUUCGGCUUCUGCUCACCUUA